UGCCACGUGUCAUCGAAUAUAUAGGUCCGUCCGGCGAAGGUGCGGCGCGCUUCGGAGUGCCACGUGUCAUCACGAGAGUCCAGAGGGAGGAUGUUGCGACUCGUGGGCGCCGUCCGCCGGGCGCAGCAGAGCGGGAAUUGUGGCAGUAAUGUCGUCACGCGCGUUGUCGGCGGCCACGUCAGAAAGCAUGCCCUCAGUGGAGCGACACGUGGCAGUAGAAUGGAAGGAUGGAGAGUUUGCGAGGGGCCAGAUUCUGUCGCGACCUCCUGCUUGGCUCAGCAGGGAUCGGGAUCCGUCCGAUCGUACGGUACGAGGCUGUGGCAUGUGGUCUGCAGGUCAGCUGGAGAGGUUUCUCGUCCUGCCGACAAGCUUGGAGGGAGUGGACCAGGAAUGGCUGCUAUAUCGGGAUUAGCUGGCCUCAGAGGUGCUCGGUCCAUGAUUCAAAAAGUGACCGUCGAGCUGCCGGGCUUGCAAGGCCAGGCACAAUGCGCUGGUCGAAGGAUACCUCAAAAUUUAUUGGCACAACAGAGCCAAAGGGUCAUGUCAACAACAACAACUGGCGCAGCGGCUGCUGCCGGAUCGACGGCUAUCCAAGGCGCUCGGGCAUUGGUGACUGCAGGUCCUGCAGCUCAGAAGCAGGUGUCGAUGUGGCUUUUUGGAUGCGCCGGAUGGGUCUUCAGCAUGGUGGUCUUGGGAGGAGCAACACGAUUGACAAGGUCGGGAUUGUCGAUGACGGACUGGAAGUUCACUGGUUCACUCCCACCAAUAAAUGAAGCAGAAUGGGAGAAGGAGUUCGAGAGGUACAAACAGUCUCCUGAGUACAAAAGGGUGCACCGAUGGAUGAGUGUUGAGGAUUUCAAGUUCAUAUUCUACAUGGAAUAUAUCCACAGGAUGUGGGGUCGUGGCCUAGGGUUCUUCUUUGCUCUUCCUUGUGCAUUCUUUCUGAAGAAGGGAUAUAUUACAAAGCCCCUCGGAGCACGUCUAGCACUCUUGUUUGGAGCAGGAGGCGGUCAGGGGCUCGUUGGUUGGUGGAUGGUAAAGAGUGGGCUCGAGGAGCCAGAGACAGAGUGGAAGGAGCCGCGCGUGAGUCCAUAUCGAUUGGCUGCACACCUUACAGUGGCAUUUUCCAUCUAUUCAGGUUUGAUUUGGACAGGUCUGUCUGUUGCGUCGCCAGCCGUGGCUGCAAGUCUGUCGCCAAUAGCAAGUGCAGCACUGUUGAAGACGAGAAGGCUCGCUCUGCCUCUCUGUGCCGUCAUCGGAAUCACAGCGAUCUCCGGCGCUUUUGUUGCUGGAAACGAUGCGGGACGCGCCUUCAACACGUUCCCGAUGAUGGGGGAGCACUGGGUUCCGGAGGGGAUGCUGCAAAUGCAACCAAUGCUGCGCAACUUUUUUGAGAACACAGCAACAGUCCAGUUUCAGCAUCGCAUGCUGGCAUAUGCUACGACAGCUGGGGUGGUUGCACUCUGGGCGACUACGAGAAGACUUCCUCUACCACCCACCUCACAGCUGCUGGUUCAGUCUCUCCUCGGUGUGACAAUGCUCCAGGUGACGCUCGGGAUCACGACCCUCCUCACCUAUGUCCCCGCUUCGCUGGGAACCGCGCAUCAAGCUGGCGCUCUGACCCUCUUCACAAUUGCUUUGGCGCUGAUGCAUUCCCUCCGGCGGCCCUCCGCCAUACAAUUCGCGACUGCCACAAGGGCUGUCAAUGCUGCUGGUCUCAACAUGAAGCCCUCACUGUGAAGCUUAUGAGUCUUCAUUCAGGUCAGGUACAAUGUCUCAAUAUUGACGGAGGAGGGAGGGAGGGAGUCCGAGGGACUAGUGUGUUUUUUUGUCUUUUUUUUUUUUUUCCCUGUUAGUUAAACUUAGUUUGAAGUUUUCGUAUCCAGUCGUUUGUGACAACAGAGCGCAGCCGUUCAGGUUUAGAAAUGUCGCAGCAUGCAACCAAUAUAUUGAGUAUGCCUGGAAUUCAAUUCCACAGUGAAUAAAAGCAUUUUGCAAUC
This is a messenger RNA of Chara braunii, 2000 nucleotides long. NCBI's taxonomy places the organism in Eukaryota, Viridiplantae, Streptophyta, Charophyceae, Charales, Characeae. The record is from the annotation of a GenBank genome assembly.